Aspergillus pseudonomiae is the source of this 1290-nucleotide messenger RNA. RefSeq lists its product as uncharacterized. Lineage: Eukaryota; Fungi; Ascomycota; Eurotiomycetes; Eurotiales; Aspergillaceae. The transcript is spliced from 2 exons. Bases 326 to 616 code for a protein of 96 amino acids. The record is from RefSeq and is a predicted model, not a curated record.
GGAAAGGGACGAGAUGCAUUUCAGGGGCACUGCGUACAAGAGAAUCAUCAGUGCAGGGAGAUUAAAUCUUAGCUCCAUUUCGGCUAACUCCGCCAUUCUCCAGAAAAUCUAUAAUACAUGCCCCACAUGGGUCGAGGUUGUCCUAGCUAUAAAGCUGCUCAUUUACCUUCAACAUAACUAAAACAAAUCUACCUAUCCUGUUAGAACAGUGUACUUGCAUAGUCAAAAUGAAGUUCUUCCAGGUAAGCCCCAAACCUCAUGAUUCCUUCUGUGCUUGAGCUUAACAGAUCGUCGACAGUCCUUGGCCGUCCUCCCGGCCCUCGCCAUGGUGACAAUGGCUACGCCGCUUGUGUCCUACUCGCACUAUCUUUACGAGAAUUGUGACGGUCUCAUCACAUCUGCCAAUCUCGCGCCAUCCUAUUGCGUUGGUGUGGAAAAUUUUCCGAUCAAGUCUUUCACGGCGUAUGUAUCUUCUGGCGCCUGUGACGAUUCCAAAUCUCCGGUCUUGAAUAUCUACUCCGGAACGAAUUGCGAGUCUGGUUUGGUUCAAACCGUGAGCGUGAAUAGCGAGAAUCAGUGCUUCGCCGCGGAUACUACAGUUCAGAGUUGGAGAUGAAUUCCCAAGGAAAUCAAUAUGAACCUCUGGAGGAACGGUAUAAAUUAUACAUCGCCAAUUGUAUAAAGUUCAAGAUAGCGACAGGACAUGCUAUGUAUGCUAAACAACAUACAAGGCAAAUAGAAUCAAAAAAUUCAACCGGCCGGUAUCUCAAACCUCUCUUCCCAUCCAACGUCAAUCUGAUAUCAAGUUGCGAAAUAAGUGAGCCAAAAGUCGACCAGCUACCCACCAAUCUCACACCCUUUCUGAACGCAGCUGCCUGAUAGUCAAAUUAUUUAGCUUUUCCACUGUCCAGCAUUCUCCACCCCUCUCGCAACCCUGUUUGCUCCGUCUUCGACUCCCGUUCCAAUACUUCCCAGUCCAUCGCCCAACGGUUUCCCGGCACUUCCUGUAGCACCCGUGAUGGUAUCGCCGAUUCCUCGAGUAGCGGCGCCUGUGACCCCGCCAACGGUGCGAGAGACGCCUCCGACCGUGUUCCCAAGCGUCGAAGUCACGAAUUUGGCGGCGCCAGUGACGCCGCUGUCUUGAGAGGAGGAGAAAGUGUUGUUCGGCAUGAUGCAGGUGUUUCUUGGUCUGCGCUUUUCUUCGUCCGCCUAAGAGUGGUCUUUAAGGCACAGGAAAAUAAGAGGUUAUGAAUAUGAAUGUGGAUAUGGAUAUUGUUUGCUUGUUUGAAC